This is a messenger RNA of Episyrphus balteatus (marmalade hoverfly), 1097 nucleotides long. RefSeq names its product serine protease snake-like. The transcript is spliced from 6 exons. The coding region runs from base 239 to 1081 and encodes 280 amino acids. Gene Ontology annotation, molecular function: serine-type endopeptidase activity. Gene Ontology annotation, biological process: proteolysis. NCBI's taxonomy places the organism in Eukaryota, Metazoa, Arthropoda, Insecta, Diptera, Syrphidae. The record is from RefSeq and is a predicted model, not a curated record.
AUUUUUCAAAGUUCCAUUAUAUUAUAUUAUUUCGGUCACUGUGUAAUAAAUUUAUUUGUUCUUUUUUAUGCAUAAUGUUGUUUAUCAAAAAGAAUAAAACCAAAAAAAAAAAUAAAAACAAAUUAUUCAAAAACUCAUCAGACAAGAAUCACGUUUCCAUGAGAACUCGAUUUAAGUCUUUCAAUAAUAACAAUCUGCAAUUAGUUGCACAAAGUUCUUGGCUGUGGGUUGUUCAAAGAUGAUAUCCAAAUUAGCUCUAAUUAAUUUUAUACUUUUCUGCAGUGACUAUUGCCUAUGUAUUCAUUUGUUUUCUGCACGUGAGUCCAAUGAACAUGUCGAGUCUGCAACCUUUGGUGUAUCUAGCAGAUAUGAUGAGUUUCCUUUUAUGACAGCUUUUGGUUGGCAUAACAAUGAAACCGGUGAAAUAGAAUUUCUGUGUGGAGGAAUGCUGAUUGAACCAAAUUUUGUAUUAACAGCAGCGCAUUGUGUUUUAUUUGAAGGCAAACUUCCAGAUUUAAUAAAGAUCGGUGGCAAUAAGCUAAAUAGCACCUACAAUGAAGAUCACACUGUUAGAGAGUAUUUUAUUCAUCACGGAUACGAUGGCACUGAGUCUUAUGAUGACGUAGCGCUGGUACAACUUGUUAGACCUUCAAGUAAAUCACCGAUUUGUCUGUGGAACAAAUCAACAUUGACGACAUCAAAAGUCCAGGCUAUUGGUUAUGGAGCAACAAAGUUUGCUGGUUCAACUACACCGGUAUUGCAGAAGAUUAAUUUGAUAAUUGUUUCUCAGAAAUUCUGUAAGGCAUAUCAUGAUAGAAAGCGAAAGUUUCCUUUUGGUUUAUCGGAUGAACAUUUAUGUGCGGGAGAUCCUGCUGGUCAGCAAGAUAUUUGUCAGGGUGAUUCAGGAGGACCCCUGCUUAUAAGAACUGAUUAUGAAAUCUAUGCAAUUGGGAUAAUUUCCAAUGGACAAGCUUGUUUUGGUUUUCCGCCAGCUGUUUAUACAAAAACAUCCACUUAUAUUAAUUGGAUAGAUAAUAUUCUUCAAGAAUAUGGUAAUUCUAGGCUUCAACUUUGUGAUUAAGAAUUAAUUAUAAUUA